This is a messenger RNA of Plodia interpunctella (Indianmeal moth), 3352 nucleotides long. RefSeq names its product Secretory 23 (gene Sec23). Gene Ontology annotation, molecular function: zinc ion binding; GTPase activator activity. The coding region runs from base 171 to 2489 and encodes 772 amino acids. Gene Ontology annotation, cellular component: COPII vesicle coat; endoplasmic reticulum exit site. The record is from RefSeq and is a predicted model, not a curated record. The transcript is spliced from 14 exons. NCBI's taxonomy places the organism in Eukaryota, Metazoa, Arthropoda, Insecta, Lepidoptera, Pyralidae. Gene Ontology annotation, biological process: COPII-coated vesicle cargo loading; intracellular protein transport; endoplasmic reticulum to Golgi vesicle-mediated transport.
UUUUGUCUAUGAAAUUUGACAAUUGCCAAAUCAGCCAGGCUCUCCAGUCUGUAGAAUUUCUUUAAAAAAUCCUGAUUUUAUUGAAUUUUCUGAAUGAAUACUAAGUGAGGCAGUGAAUUUUAGUCCUUUUAGUUAACCUCAAGUCACCGCAUGCAUACCUGAUCAACGAUAUGUCGACGUACGAGGAGUUUAUUCAGAAUAAUGAAGACAGAGAUGGUAUACGUUUUACCUGGAACGUCUGGCCGUCCAGUAGGAUCGAAGCUACGCGGCUUGUGGUUCCACUGGCAUGUCUCUACCAACCGCUGAAGGAGCGACCAGACUUACCACCGAUUCAAUAUGAACCUGUAUUUUGUACACGUAAUACAUGCCGUGCUAUACUAAAUCCUAUGUGUCAAGUUGAUUAUCGUGCAAAAUUAUGGGUCUGCAACUUUUGCUUCCAAAGGAAUCCCUUCCCACCACAAUAUGCUGCUAUAUCCGAGCAGCAUCAGCCUGCUGAGCUCAUCCCCAACUUCUCCACUAUAGAGUAUACAAUCGCCCGUGCCCAGACCAUGCCACCCAUCUUCCUACUGGUUGUGGACACAUGCCUUGAUGAAGAAGAACUUAGUGCACUGAAGGACUCUCUGCAGACGUCGCUCAGUUUGAUGCCUCAGAAUGCUUUGGUGGGCCUCAUCACUUUUGGCCGUAUGGUACAAAUUCAUGAGUUAGGUACUGAAGGUAUAUCAAAAUGCUAUGUCUUCAAAGGAACUAAAGAUUUGCCAGCUAAGCAGAUCCAGGAGCAGUUGGGUAUAGGCCGUGUCAACAUGCCGAACCCGCAGCAGAGGCCUGGUGCACCUGUACCCCAACCUCCGGCCCACCGGUUCCUACAACCCGUCAAGCAAUGUGACAUGGCUCUGACAGACUUACUCGGAGAACUUGGCCGAGAUCCUUGGCCCCUUGGUGUAGGGAAACGGCCUUUGAGAAGCAGUGGAGUGGCUUUAUCUCUUGCUGUUGGACUUCUGGAAGUCACUUACCCCAAUACUGGAGCUAGAAUUAUGAUGUUCCUAGGAGGUCCAUGCUCUCAAGGUCCAGGUCAGGUAGUCAAUGAUGAGCUGAAGCAGCCUAUCCGUUCCCAUCACGAUAUUCAUAAGGAUAAUGCCAAGUAUAUGAAGAAAGCUAUCAAGCAUUAUGAGGCUCUGUCUUUAAGGUCGGCUACAAAUGGACACUCAAUAGAUAUAUAUUCAUGUGCUCUUGAUCAAACUGGUUUGAUGGAGAUGAAGCAGUGCUGUAAUUCCACUGGUGGUCACAUGGUGAUGGGGGAUUCCUUCAACUCCUCCCUUUUCAAGCAGACAUUCCAAAGGGUAUUUGCCAAGGACCAAAAGGGUGACUACAAGAUGGCGUUCAAUGGAACCUUGGAAGUCAAGUGCAGCCGAGAAUUAAAAAUAACCGGUGCAAUCGGUUCCUGCGUGUCCCUGAACGUGAAGGGUCCCUGCGUGUCGGACCAGGAGGUGGGCAUGGGCAACACUUGCCAGUGGAAGAUGUGCACCUUCACGCCUAGCACCACCAUGGGUAUCUUCUUUGAGGUGGUGAACCAGCACGCGGCGGUGCCGCAGGGCGGGCGCGGCUGCGUGCAGCUCAUCACGCAGUACCAGCACUCCAGCGGGCAGCGGCGCGUGCGCGUCACCACUAUCGCUCGCAAUUGGGGCGACGCGGCAGUGAAUCUCCACCAUAUAUCGGCCGGGUUCGACCAGGAGGCGUGUGCGGUGGUGAUGGCCCGUCUAGUUGUGUACCGCGCGGAGCUGGAAGACGGGCCCGACGUGCUGCGCUGGCUGGACCGCAUGCUGAUCAGGCUGUGCCAGAAGUUCGGCGAGUACGGCAAGGACGACCCCAACAGCUUCCGCCUGUCCGAGAACUUCAGCCUCUACCCUCAGUUCAUGUACCACCUGCGUCGCUCGCAGUUCCUGCAGGUCUUCAACAACUCUCCGGACGAGACUACUUUCUAUAGGCACAUGCUAAUGCGCGAAGACCUAACUCAGUCGCUGAUCAUGAUCCAGCCGAUCCUGUACUCGUACUCGUUCGAGGGUCCACCGGAGCCGGUGCUGCUGGACACCUCCUCCAUCCAGCCGGACAGGAUUCUUCUCAUGGACACGUUCUUCCAGAUCCUCAUAUACCAUGGCGAGACGAUAGCCCAGUGGCGCGCGUUGCGCUACCAAGACAUGCAGGAGUACGAGAGUUUCGCGCAACUGCUGCGCGCGCCCGUCGACGACGCGCAGGAGAUACUGCAGACCAGGUUCCCUGUACCGCGCUACAUCGACACUGAGCACGGCGGAUCACAGGCUCGUUUCCUGCUGUCCAAGGUGAAUCCUUCGCAGACGCACAACAACAUGUACGCAUACGGCGGGGCGAUGCCGAUACCAUCAGCGGACGGUGGCGCCCCCGUGCUUACGGACGACGUUUCCCUGCAAGUUUUCAUGGAGCAUCUGAAGAAACUGGCCGUAUCGUCCACAGCUUAAAAUUUGAAUAUCCCGCCAUCUUAUCGCGUAUAAUCAUUUCGCUGAUGUCUGUUUUGGUAUUGCUAAGGCCUACUUGCAUUGAUCGGAUUUGAUUUGAUACGGAACUAACUUAUCUGUAUCGGCGUGAGCGUCGCUACUGUUGAAUGACUUGAAAAAUGACUUUUUUUGAUUGACUGUUGAAAAUUUUCAAUUUUGAGUGUUACAACACGCAAUUUGAUAACCUAUCCAAUUACGCAAAAGCCAUAAAAAAUUCUUUGACAUUGACAAACCUAUCAUCAUCAUCCGCAGCCAUCGGUGACCGCUGGGUAUAGUCCUCCUUCCGUCUACGUCUUCUGACAAACUUGUAGUUAUAUUUAUCCCGUAAACAUGCAAGUGAGCUUUAGUAGGCAAACAGGCAUACGGCUCACCUGAUGCGUGCAGUCAUCGCAGUCACUAGAUAUGUCACUUUCGCAACGGCGAGCCAGAUUGUUUUCCCGCCCUUUAAAUAUGGUAUUAGAAUUGGCUUCACCCUCACCUUACGAUAUUAUGAAGAUUUUGUGUCAAAAUGCGAAGACACAUUCACUUGUCACUUAAAAAAUUAAAAAAAAACAAUAUACUAAACUGCGAUGAUUUGGAUAUUCGGAGCCAAUUUUACAAAUACAAUGUAAAUUAAUAAUAUGGAAAUGUUUUUAAUAUAAUUAUUCAAUAUUUAUUUAUAAGAAGAACAUCUAUUUUACUUUUUUUUCAUUUUAUAAAUCUAUGUACAGUUCGGAAUUUAAUUCAGACAUGUAUUACUCGCUGAAAUUUAAGGUAUUACAAUAAGAAAACUAGUAUAACUGAUUCCUUUGUAAAUGGUAAAUAAAAUCUGGAUUGAUAUAAAAAAA